This is a messenger RNA of Pseudophryne corroboree (corroboree frog), 1471 nucleotides long. Its product is annotated as zinc finger protein 383-like. The transcript is spliced from 4 exons. The coding region runs from base 1 to 1272 and encodes 423 amino acids. NCBI's taxonomy places the organism in Eukaryota, Metazoa, Chordata, Amphibia, Anura, Myobatrachidae. Gene Ontology annotation, biological process: regulation of DNA-templated transcription. The record is from RefSeq and is a predicted model, not a curated record.
AUGCGUUAUCAGACCAGGCUUCGUGUAGUGAAGAAGAAGAAGAAAAUCAGCCGGGCACAUAAAAAGCAACAAUGCCUGUUCGAUGAGGUCGCAAUUUACUUCACCAAGGAGGAGUGGGAUUGUCUGAAAACAGAAGAGAAGGAGAUAUACAGAGAAGUCAUGGUGGAGAAUUACCAGACUAUGGCAUUUCUAGGGCUGAUCACUGUUAAACCUCCUCUUGUAUCAGCGAUUGAGCGAGGGGAAGAGCCUGUUCUGAAGAUUCCCCAGCAGAUACAUGGUCAGGAGGUUCCGAGGAUCUCCAGCAGAGAUCAUUUAUUUCUAUGUGAUGGAUUCACAAAGAAACGUAAUCCUGAAAGACAACACAUCAGUCCGCCAGCAGGCGCUGUCCGGGAAUAUAACAAGGGACCCACACGCAGAAGUACCCGAGGAACUAGUGCCAGGAAAUCUGCAGAGAAAGACACAGAGAUGUCAAACCCACAUGAAGGAGGAAAUGUCCCACAGUCCCUUUGGCCACGCAAAGGAGAACCUUGGAUAGACCAUCCUGCCAUAUACAUUACACAAUCCACCGCUAAUCACCCUGACACCAGAGCAACAAACUGUGUGGCAGUUAUGGCUUACAGUCUCAGGGAAGUGGUUGGAAAUCCUCACAAUGACUCUUUACCUAGAGGCCAGACCUCAGGACAAAAGCCGGAAGGACUGUCUGAUGAGAAAGGUUGUGCUACGUUGGAAGCAGCUGUAGAGAGGCCUCCUGUAGGAAGUGAGAAUUCUCUGGAAUGUAAUGACUGCGGCAAGUGUUUCACUCUGAUAGGAAAUCUUAGCAGACAUCGGAAGAUUCACACAAGACGUGGGAUAUGGCCGUGCUCUGAGUGCGGGAAAGUCUACACCAGCAACGCACAACUUGUUACGCACCUAAUGUGUCACACAGGAGAGAAGCCAUUUUUGUGCCCUGAAUGUGGGAAAUCUUUUCACUAUAGACCUGGUCUUGUCAUGCAUAUGAGGAUUCACACAGGGGAGAAGCCAUUUGCGUGCAAAGAGUGCGGCAAGCGUUUUAGAUGUGCUUCGCACCUUCCUAGACACUUUAAGGUCCACACUGGGGAAAAGCCGUUUUCCUGUAGUGAAUGUGGGAAAUCUUUUGCCACUAACCCUCAUCUUAUAAGACACCAGAGGAUUCACACGGGAGUGAAACCUUUCUCCUGUCUCGAGUGUGGAAGGAGUUUCACUAAUGACUUUCAUCUUGCCCGUCACCGGAGAGGAAAACAUGGCUUGCGGUAAUGGGAAACUGUGAUCUGCGCUACAGCUCAUAGCAAGUUUUUUUAUAUAUAUAUAUAUAUAUAUAUAUAUACAGGCAAUAGACGCGGCACUCCUGGUGUCUAAAUCAAUAAGAACUCGUAAUAGGCAGGUAGUGGUGAACAACGUUUCAAUGACGUUUAUUGUGUCAUUUUCCUCAGGUCUCUUGUUACGCACCUAAUGU